This is a messenger RNA of Nymphaea colorata (pocket water lily), 1614 nucleotides long. RefSeq names its product mitochondrial dicarboxylate/tricarboxylate transporter DTC-like. The coding region runs from base 396 to 1289 and encodes 297 amino acids. The record is from RefSeq and is a predicted model, not a curated record. Gene Ontology annotation, molecular function: oxoglutarate:malate antiporter activity. The transcript is spliced from 6 exons. Lineage: Eukaryota; Viridiplantae; Streptophyta; Magnoliopsida; Nymphaeales; Nymphaeaceae.
UUGCCUUCCACGUCCCACAGCCAACCAUAUGGAAACACCUGCUCUCCCUUUUACCAGAAAGGCGUUAACAGUAGACGAAAAGGCUUCAACUGAACACGAAACUGGCUGAUAAAUAAGGAAUUUUUGAGGCUAUUAUGGUAUUUACACGACGGGAGAUGAAUCUAGGCGGGGCCGGCAUGUACCCGAGAUUCCAUCUCUUCUCCCUGUAUACCGCUCCUUUUUUCUUGGGGAAGAAGGUGGCAGCUUUGGCCUAACAUUUUUAAGGGCUUCUUGUUCUUGGGAUUCUCCUCUUCCCCUUCUUCCUGUUUGUGUGAUUUCUUACUCGGAGCAUUCUCGAGCAUCUUUGUUCCAGAGAUCUCUUCGGUUUUGGUUUUGGUGGUGGUGGUGGUCAGAGAAUGGGGGAUUCGAAGCCGAAGUCGGGAGCCUGGCAAACCGUGAAGCCAUUCGUCAAUGGCGGGGCCUCCGGGAUGUUGGCCACCUGCGUCAUUCAACCGAUUGAUAUGAUUAAGGUGCGGAUUCAAUUAGGUCAAGGAUCAGGCUUGCACGUUGCCAAGACAAUGCUGAGCCAGGAGGGCGUGGGUGCCUUCUAUAAGGGCUUGUCUGCAGGUUUACUAAGGCAAGCUACUUACACAACAGCACGACUUGGAUCUUUCAGGGUCUUAACAAACAAAGCUGUUGCUGCUAAUGAUGGGAAGCCACUUCCUCUCUACCAAAAAGCUCUCUGUGGACUUACAGCAGGGGCAAUUGGUGCAUGUGUUGGCAGUCCUGCAGAUCUAGCUCUUAUUCGUAUGCAAGCGGAUGCCACUUUACCGCUUGCUCAACGUCGAAAUUACACAAAUGCCUUUCAUGCACUUUACCGUAUUAUAACUGAUGAAGGGGUUCUAGCACUUUGGAAGGGAGCAGGUCCCACUGUUGUAAGGGCCAUGGCUUUGAACAUGGGCAUGCUUGCUUCUUAUGAUCAAAGCGUGGAGUUUUUUAAGGAUAACCUUGGGUUCUCUGAAGUGAGCACUGUAAUUGGGGCAAGUGCUGUAUCUGGUUUUUUUGCAUCCGCCUGCAGUCUGCCUUUUGACUACGUGAAAACACAAAUACAGAAAAUGCAGCCAGAUGCUACUGGGAAGUAUCCAUACACUGGUUCUUUUGAUUGUGCCAUGAAGACGCUGAAAUCUGGGGGCCCUUUCAAAUUUUAUACCGGGUUCCCAGUUUACUGUGUUCGUAUUGCUCCCCAUGUUAUGAUGACGUGGAUAUUUUUGAACCAGAUCCAAAAAUUAGAGAAGGCUGCUGGGUUGUAAGGUUGCCCAUUCCUUCUCUCUCUCAAUGACUUUGUCCCUCCAAUUGAAGAAUGCCUUCAGUUAACCAUGGUUCCUUUUACAAUUUGCUAUGCCCAGGUUUUCUCUUCUCUGUGGCAUCAUUUUGUUUCAAUGGCAAACUGACUAACCAGAAAAUUUGUAAUAAAGUGAAAAUUUCAGUGCAACACAGUUAGCUUUUCUUCAUACUCUUGAAGUUUCUUGAAUGUUAGCUACUUCAUAGUGAAAUAGAAUGACUUCGAAAGGCCAGUCUAUCAAGUGGACUGCUAAUCUUAUGUACAUAAAAGUUUCAAUUUUGUUAUGUAGAAAC